AUGUAUCAACCAUUAAUUAUACAAAUAAGUUUAGCACUAACUAUCAUCUUUAUUGUAACAGGAUUGAUCAAUGCUAUUUGUUGUGUAAUGACAUUUCAAAAUCAAACUAUACGUGAAGGUGGUUGUGGUAUGUAUUUGUUAGGUUCAUCAAUCACUACCUUAUUUACAACAAUUAUGUUUGGAUUGAAAUUUUGGAUACUUUUACUUUCACAAAUGACAACUGUGUCAAAUCGAUCAUUUUUACAAGUUCAAUGUAUUUCUUUUGGUUUUCUUCUACGAAUUUGUCUUAAUAUGCAUCAAUGGUUAAAUGCAUGUGUGGCUUUGGAACGAGCUAUUACUGUAAUCAAAGGUACUACAUUUGUUAAGAAAAAAAGUAAACAAGCAGCUAGGAUAGUUAUUCUCAUUCUUUUGCUUGUCGUCGGCGGUACAUCUAUUCAGGAUCCUAUUCGUCGACGAUUAAUUGAUGAAGAAAAUUUUAAUGAUAUUGAGAAGAAAAGAAUAUGGUGUGUUAUCAGUUAUUCACCCAGUUUACAAAUAUUUAAUACUAUUUUGCAAAAUAUUCAUUUUCUUGGUCCACUUCUGAUCAAUCUUAUGUCAGCAGUUAUUCUCAUAAUAAUGAAAUCUAGUCAACAAUCACAUGCUCAACGUAUGCGAACUUACUACGAUCUUAUACGUGAAAACUUUCAUCAACAUAAACAUUUAUUUAUUGCUCCAGUUCUAUUGGUUAUUCUUGCAUUGCCACGUUCAAUUAUGACUUUUGUAUCAAAAUGUAUGAAAUCAGCUAAUGAAUCGUGGUUAUUUCUUGUUGGAUAUUUUAUUUCAUUUAUUCCACCAAUGCUUACUUUUGUUAUAUUUAUAUUACCAUCAAAAUUCUACAAGAAAGAGUUUCAUAAGACUAUUAUGCGAUAUCGAACUUAUGCACGGACACGAUUGCACGUAAUUUCGUAA
Rotaria sp. Silwood1 is the source of this 948-nucleotide messenger RNA. NCBI's taxonomy places the organism in Eukaryota, Metazoa, Rotifera, Eurotatoria, Philodinida, Philodinidae. The record is from the annotation of a GenBank genome assembly.